AAGCAAAUGGGGAAUCUUUUCUGUUGUGUGCAAGUUGACCAAUCCACAGUGGCUAUCAAAGAAAGAUUUGGACGGUUUGAAGAAGUGCUUCAGCCAGGAUGCCAUUGCAUGCCAUGGAUCCUUGGAAAUCAACUUGCUGGUCAUCUCUCUCUUCGUAUACAGCAACUGGAUGUUCGUUGUGAGACUAAAACAAAGGAUAAUGUCUUUGUCAACGUUGUUGCUUCAGUUCAAUAUCGUGCCCUGUCAGAGAAGGCUAAUGAUGCUUUUUACAAACUAAGUAAUACAAAGAGCCAAAUCCAAGCCUAUGUUUUUGAUGUAAUUAGAGCAAGUGUUCCAAAACUCAACUUGGAUGACGCUUUUGAGCAGAAAAAUGACAUCGCUAAAGCCGUGGAGGAUGAGCUUGAGAAGGCUAUGUCAGCUUAUGGGUAUGAAAUUGUUCAAACUCUGAUUGUUGACAUUGAGCCAGAUGAGAAUGUGAAGCGGGCUAUGAAUGAAAUCAACGCUGCUGCAAGAUUGAGGGUGGCAGCUAAUGAGAAGGCAGAGGCAGAGAAGAUCUUGCAAAUAAAGAGAGCCGAGGGUGAGGCCGAGUCUAAGUAUCUCUCAGGGUUGGGUAUUGCUCGCCAACGUCAAGCAAUUGUGGAUGGUUUGAGGGAUAGUGUGCUGGGAUUCUCAGUUAAUGUACCUGGUACAACUGCUAAAGAUGUUCUUGACAUGGUCCUUGUCACUCAGUAUUUUGACACUAUGAAAGAAAUUGGUGCUGCCUCCAAGUCUUCUGCUGUUUUCAUUCCUCAUGGACCUGGUUCUGUUCGUGAUAUAGCUACCCAAAUUCGUGAUGGACUUUUUCCGGGUUCUCAUGAGUAGUACUAGUUUCUCCUCCACCUACCACUUGUAUGUAGUCUUCAUGAGAGUAUGA
Abrus precatorius (Indian licorice) is the source of this 913-nucleotide messenger RNA. Its product is annotated as hypersensitive-induced response protein-like protein 1. NCBI's taxonomy places the organism in Eukaryota, Viridiplantae, Streptophyta, Magnoliopsida, Fabales, Fabaceae. The transcript has 5 exons. The record is from RefSeq and is a predicted model, not a curated record. The coding region runs from base 7 to 861 and encodes 284 amino acids.